GGAGGCACCCAGGGGAGGGAGGGGCGGCGGGGCCGAGCCCACCGAGCGGAGCGCGCCGGCCGCCGGUGGUCGCCGCCAGCAUGCCCCGGCCCACGGGCCGCUCCGCCGCCAGCCACCCUCGCGGCCCUCGGCGGCCCGCGCUCGGCCCAAAGGCGCGGGAAUCGCAGCCGGAGCCGGAGGCGGGAGCAGCGAGCCGGAGCCCCGGACGCCCGAAUGCAGGAUGCUCAUGGUCCCCAGCAUCCCUGAGCCGCCAGGAGUGAGGGCUGCUGCUCCCCGAGACCUGGCUCCAAGGAGGAUGCCACAGCCGCCUGUCAGCUCUGGUCUGCACCAUGAGUGAUGAGCGGCGGCUGCCUGGCAGUGCAGUGGGCUGGCUGGCAUGUGGGGGCCUCUCCCUGCUGGCCAAUGCCUGGGGCAUCCUCAGCGUUGGCGCCAAGCAGAAGAAGUGGAAGGCCCUGGAGUUCCUGCUGUGUACGCUUGCGGCCACCCACAUGCUCAACGUGGCUGUGCCCAUUGCCACCUACUCCGUGGUGCAGCUGCGGCGGCAGCGCCCCGACUUCGAGUGGAAUGAGGGUCUCUGCAAGGUCUUCGUGUCCACCUUCUACACCCUCACCCUGGCCACCUGUUUCUCCGUCACUUCCCUCUCCUACCACCGCAUGUGGAUGGUCUGCUGGCCCGUCAACUACCGGCUAAGCAAUGCCAAGAAGCAGGCGGUGCACACUGUCAUGGGUAUCUGGAUGGUGUCCUUCAUCCUGUCGGCCCUGCCUGCCGUUGGCUGGCACGACACCAGCGAGCGCUUCUACACCCAUGGCUGCCGCUUCAUCGUGGCUGAGAUCGGCCUGGGCUUCGGUGUCUGCUUCCUGCUGCUGGUGGGCGGUAGCGUGACCAUGGGUGUGGUCUGCACAGCCAUCGCCCUCUUCCAGACGCUGGCCGUGCAGGUGGGGCGCCGGGCCGACCACCGCGCCUUCACCGUGCCCACCAUCGUGGUGGAGGAUGCGCAGGGCAAGCGGCGCUCCUCCAUCGAUGGCUCGGAGCCCGCCAAAACCUCUCUGCAGAUCACGGGCCUCGUGACCACCAUAGUCUUCAUCUACGAUUGCCUCAUGGGCUUCCCUGUGCUGGCAGCCAGGAGGGAGACAGAGCAGGGCCACACAUUGCUGCCCAGCGGCCAGGUGGUGAGCUUCAGCAGCCUGCGGGCCGACGCCUCAGCACCCUGGAUGGCGCUUUGCGUGCUGUGGUGCUCCGUGGCCCAGGCCCUGCUGCUGCCUGUGUUCCUCUGGGCCUGCGACCGCUACCGGGCCGACCUCAAGGCUGUCCGGGAGAAGUGCAUGGCCCUCAUGGCCAACAACGAGGAGUCAGAUGACGAGACCAGCCUGGAAGGUGGCAUCUCCCCGGAUCUGGUGUUGGAGCGCUCCCUGGACUAUGGCUAUGGAGGUGACUUUGUGGCCCUAGAUAGGACGGCCAAGUAUGAGAUCUCUGCUCUGGAGGGGGGCCUGCCCCAGCUCUACCCGCUGCGGCCCCUGCAGGAGGACAAGAUGCAGUACCUGCAGGUCCCACCCACGCGGCGCUUCUCCCACGAUGACGCGGACGUGUGGGCCGCCGUCCCGCUGCCCGCCUUCCUGCCGCGCUGGGGCUCCGGCGAGGACCUGGCCGCCCUGGCGCACCUGAUGCUGCCCGCCGGGCCCGAGCGGCGCCGCGCCAGCCUGCUGGCCUUUGCGGAGGACGCACCCCCGUCCCGCGCGCGCCGCCGCUCGGCCGAGAGCCUGCUGUCGCUGCGGCCCUCGGCCCUGGACAGCGGCUUGUGGCGAGCCUGCGACUCGCCCCCCGGCAGCCCGCGCCGCCGCCCCGGGCCCGGCCCCCGCUCCGCCUCGGCCUCUCUGCUGCCCGAUGCCUUCGCCCUGACCGCCUUCGAGUGCGAGCCACAGGCCCUGCGCCGCCCGCCCGGGCCCUUCCCCGCUGCACCUGCCGUCCCCGAAGGCACCGAUCCCGGAGAGGCCCCGACGCCCCCUAGCAGCGCCCAGCGGAGCCCCAGGCCGCACCCCGCUGCGCACCCGCACGCCGGCUCUCUGCACCCUGGCCUGAGCGCAUCGUGGGGCGAGCCGGGGGGGCUGCGCGCGGAGGGCGGCGGCGGCAGCACCAGCAGCUUCCUGAGCUCCCCCUCCGAAUCCUCGGGCUACGCCACGCUUCACUCGGACUCGCUGGGCUCCGCGUCCUAGGACCGCCGGCGCCUCUCCAUGGACGCCAGUCAGGCCAGGCCGCCCUCCAGGGCCACAGCACCAAAGACGCCCGCCUCCGCCCCGCGCGCAGACAUGCACCACCCCUCCCAGGGAUGAGGGGGCGUUGGCCUCGGCGUUUGUCUUCCGGCUCCUCUCAGCUGGCCUUGUCCCAAGGGCAACGGCUGCACCGGACGACUGCACUGGCACCGCAUGUUCCUGGCUGAGUGAGGUCGGGCCUGGGGAGCUGAGUGACAUCCCAAGUUUGGGCUUGGGUAGUGAGUGACAUGUGCACGUCCAGCUGCGCCAUCACCAACCCUGGGCAACAGGACAUCGGGAGCAGGGAACCUGAGACAGGGCCAACGCGGGACAGAACAAAGCCCCGCCUUGGAGAGGCUGAGCUGGAGCCACUGGACUCCCCAGGGGCUUUCCACCCACGCUGCACCAUAACUGCCACACCUGGAGGGGUGGGGUACAGAGGGUCUCUAAGCACAGGGGUCGUCAGAGCCCAAACAAGCUCUGAUCAGGUCUCCCUGCUUCCGACCUGUCUUGCCUCAGUUUCCCCAUCUGAUGAGCAGGUGACCACGUUAACUCUCAGGGCUGUUUGAAGUCUCUUGGUCAUAGGCCCUGGCCACUGAGUGGCCCAGGUGUGAGAGGUAGUCUAGGGCUCUCUGGCCUUUGUGGAGGUCUGUAUUCAGCAUGUGGCCUGGUGUGGCCCCCUAGGCCUGAGGCCUCCCACUCUCAGUGCCCCCUACCCCCUUGGGAACCCACACUCCACCCCAGCUAAGCACAACACUCUGCACCACCACCACUGGCACCUCAGCCACCUUGACCACCAUUAGUGUCCCCACCCUCAUUAUUCUGCCAUCAUUGCCUGUCCCCACCACAUCAGCUCCCUCCAUGGCUCCCACCAUGUGUGUGGUGCAGGCAGAGAGCACGAGGGCAGCAGGGCCUGGGCUUCCGUGUCCCCACGUCAUCCCCAGCCUCACUCCCCACCCGUGUAGGCCUGGCCAGGAAGGGAUCCUGGCAGGGGCUUCCAGGUUCUCAGCUCAAGGCCUGGCUCCAGGCAGGCAUCUAACCCCUGGGAGCAAUGUAUUUCUUUGCCUUCCCUCCUGGGCAGACCCCUUACAGGCCUGGGUAUUGCCAUGGGCCCUGGGUCUUCCCAGGCUAAGGAAAACCAGGAACAGCUAUAACCUUGAGCUGGUGAAAUAGGGCAGAUGAGAAAGCUAUCUCCUCCAGACCCCUACCCCUAUGCAGUGGCCCCACAAUAUGAAAACCUGGGGUAGUUUGCAAGGUCAGCAUAGAGCCUGCCUGUGCCCAGUUCCUUCUGGCCAUCAGGUGGCCAAGCCUAUCUCAUCACCCUUCAGAUAGGGUCCCACUCCCAGAAGAAGCUGCUGGGGUGGGGUGGGAGGCUGCCUAAGCCUGUCUCUGCUUCAGAGGCCCCUCCAGUCCCUGGCUGUGGGGUAACUGGGGGUAUGAGCUGUGGCCACAGGUGAGCAAGGCAGGGAAGUGCAAUCCAGCCCUGGCCGCGGGAGGGGCCAUCUCUGGCCAAUGCUGCUGUGCCUUCAAGGACUGACAAGUUACGUAGGGGCAGAGGUCACCAGCUAGCCAUUGUUUCCUCCACCUGGGGGGCGUCUGUCCACUUGUCACCUUAGGUUUUCACUCAUUUGUCACCUUGGGGUUUUGCUCUGUGUUUCAUAUCCAAUGGCAAUACUUACAGGGGGACAAAGUCCCCUAAAUCACUCCAGUCCUGCGGUUUUUACAAAAAUAAAGGGGGGGACCCUGGGCCUGGAGUUCUCUCCCAAACUUUGUCCGGCCUCCAGGCCUGUUCGCUGCGUUUCUAAGGAACUUGACCCUGGCCUCACUGGGGAGGGAGUUGUCUUCAUAGCACACCCAGAGCCAGGGAUCCCUUUGUAGUUUUUUGACAACUGAGCAUUUCUCUUCUGUACAGGACCCAAUAAAAACUUCCUUAUGAUUUGCACCUGGCA
This is a messenger RNA of Rhinopithecus roxellana (golden snub-nosed monkey), 4195 nucleotides long. It is a transcript of the gene GPR153, whose product is annotated as G protein-coupled receptor 153. NCBI's taxonomy places the organism in Eukaryota, Metazoa, Chordata, Mammalia, Primates, Cercopithecidae. The transcript is spliced from 7 exons. The record is from RefSeq and is a predicted model, not a curated record. The coding region runs from base 330 to 2210 and encodes 626 amino acids. Gene Ontology annotation, molecular function: G protein-coupled receptor activity. Gene Ontology annotation, biological process: G protein-coupled receptor signaling pathway. Gene Ontology annotation, cellular component: membrane.